AUGACAGAUCCCACGCAAGGAUCGCUGGAUCGACCGAACCUCCUCGGUACCGGGCUCAUCGAGUUUUCAGCUGGUAGCUACAGCCCACACAUCGCUGCCAAGGAAUGGACCCUGGAGUCGCCAGAUUACCGGAGCAUCUGGGUACAUGUGACCGACUUCGAGAAGCUGCCUGAGCUCCCGAAAGAGGAGAAAGAGACUACAGAAGCUCCAUCGCUCCAGGCGGGUGAAGUUGCGACAGAUAUCAUCCAUGUGGUCGAGACCGUAAUCGAGCCUUCCAAUACCCCGCCGCCACCACCUCCGCAGAUAAAUCCACAUUCAGAGGAUACGCCUAUGAGCGACCCUGAUGAGCCCGCUGUUGCACCUUCAGAACAACGCAACGAUACCGCUAUGCUGGAAGUGGAGUCGACUCCAACCGUCGAUCCACCAGAUGUUGAUGUAGUAAUCCCAGGCGCCGGCCCUAGUGACACCGAGAUGGGUGGCACACAAGAGGAUCUGCUACCACCACCCCCGCCUCCCCCGGUUGAUACACCUGCAGAACCUCUACAACCACCCCCACCAGUGCGCAACCCCACUCCUGAGCCACCUCCAGAUGAGAUUUACUUCUUUCUCAAAUUCUGGAACGCGGAAAAGCAAGCCUUAGAAGCUCGUGGAUCGCAUACUACACUUAAGUCUGCUAGAUUGGAUGACACGAUCGUGGCAUUGCUUGAGAUUCCAACGGAAGACAAGAAGAAGAUGGAGAUGUGGGAGGAGGACGAGCUGACUAACACGCGAUCACUGAAGCAUCGCCGUACCUUUGCGCAAGUGGAUCUACACAACGCGUGUGUCAUCAUCGUUUCGUUACCGCUCUCGGCUGAGAAGCGCAACGAACUCGCCGCUCGCGCUGCCCUUGCAGACCCACAAAGCUACCUCCAGUUGCGCGCUUUCGCUCGCAACUUCCCACACAAGUUACAAGGCCACUUUACCUACGACUAUUUUUCGAGCGAGUACUACAAGGGCGAAGUUGUGAACGGCUACCCCCACGGUCAUGGUACUAGAAUCUACCACUCUGGCGCUACAUAUAGCGGCUCCUUCCGCCUAGGCCAACGCUACGGCCAUGGUCUAUACACCUUCCAGAACGGCGACACUUACGAUGGUGACUGGGUCGACAACCAGCAGCACGGCACCGGAACCUACGUCGAGGCUGCCAGUGGCAACACAUAUGUAGGCGGGUGGCAGAACGACAAAAAGUUCGGCGAGGGCGUUACGCACUGGAAGAACGCACAAGAGUCGGAGAAACUCUGCAGGAUUUGCUGGGAAGGUGACGCCGAAGCUGCUUUCUAUGACUGCGGCCAUGUGGUUGCUUGUCUGCCGUGCGCACGGGAAGUGCAGACUUGCCCCGUCUGCAGGAAGCGGGUCUUGAGCUCUAUCAAGUUGUACUAUGCGGCCUAG
Molecule: messenger RNA, 1428 nt
Organism: Alternaria ventricosa
Lineage: Eukaryota; Fungi; Ascomycota; Dothideomycetes; Pleosporales; Pleosporaceae
Exons: 1
Coding region: 1-1428 (475 amino acids)
Source: RefSeq, a predicted model, not a curated record